Molecule: messenger RNA, 3523 nt
Organism: Scaptodrosophila lebanonensis
Lineage: Eukaryota; Metazoa; Arthropoda; Insecta; Diptera; Drosophilidae
Gene: RpI135
Product: DNA-directed RNA polymerase I subunit RPA2
Exons: 4
Coding region: 1-3378 (1125 amino acids)
Biological process (GO): DNA-templated transcription
Cellular component (GO): nucleus; RNA polymerase I complex
Molecular function (GO): ribonucleoside binding; DNA binding; DNA-directed RNA polymerase activity
Source: RefSeq, a predicted model, not a curated record
AUGCUAGACAAAAUGAAGACAACGCCGGAGUUGACAAACUCCCGGCCCUGUUUCAAAGAGAUACCCGAAAAAUUGAACGAACACCUCAUCAACUUGGGUGCUCCGCAUGUGAAUUCAUUUGAUGAAAUGUUAAAUGUGGGACUGGCGAACCUGGCCAAGCGCAUAUAUCCCGUACAUUUUCAGUCGCCAGCCGGGGAGCGCAUUUCAUUUAAAGUGGAGAGUAUCUGGAUAUCUAAGCCACAGGUGCCCAUGGAUGCGAUUGAGGUGCGAACACGCGAAAUCUACCCGACAGAUGCGCGACAGCUGCAUGUCUCAUACGGCGGCAUGUGUAGCGUGCGACUGAGCUGGACUGUUAAUGAUAUAGAGAAGAGCGCCAUUAACAUGGAUCUAGGUGAAGUGCCGAUUAUGUUGCGUUCAGCUGCCUGCAAUUUGCACAAAGCUACACCAGCGGAUAUGGUAAAGCAUGGCGAGCACGACAGUGAAUGGGGUGGCAUAUUUGUAAUACGUGGCAACGAGAAGAUCGUUCGCAUGCUGAUGUUGAGUAGAAGAAAUUAUCCCAUUUGUGUGAAGCGCUCCACCUGGAAGGAUCGCGGACACAACUUUAGCGAGCUGGGAAUAUUGGUCCAAACUGUGCGCGACGAUGAAGUCUCCUUCUCCAAUGUUCUGCACUACUUGAACAAUGGAACGGCCAGAUUUAUGUUCUCACACUACAAACGUUUGUCGUACAUUCCCGUGUGUCUUAUACUGAAAUGUCUGAUGGACUACACAGAUGAAGAAAUCUAUAACCGGUUGGUGCAUGGCUACGAGUGGGAUCAAUACUAUGUGUCGUGUGUGCAGGCAAUGCUACGCGAGGUGCAAAACGAAGGCGUCUACACACAUGGACAGUGUAGGUCAUUUAUGGGCACGCUUUUCAGAGGCCGACUUUACCAGGUACCCGAGUGGCGACCCGACGAGGAUGUCACUGAUUAUAUUUUGAAAGAGAGAAUUAUGGUACAUCUGGACAACUAUGAAGACAAGUUCAAUUUAAUUGUAUUCAUGAUACAAAAGCUCUUCCAAUGCGCUCAGGGCAAGUUCAAAGUGGAAAAUGUAGAUGCUGUAAUGAUGCAGGAAGUGUUGCUGCCGGGACAUCUAUACCAAAAAUAUCUAGGCGAACGCCUAGAACAAUGGCUUACACUAGGGAAAAAAUACCUUCAAAAGAAAUUAAACACACCCGAUGUGCUUAUCAACAGCUCCAUUAUGUAUCAAAGUAUGCGCAAUGCCGGCGGUAUUGGGCGCGCCAUGGAAUCCUUUUUAGCCACAGGCAAUGUAAUCUCACGCGGUGGUAUGGGCUUGAUGCAAAACAGUGGUAUGGUUAUAAUGGCCGAGAACAUUAAUCGGAUGCGGUAUAUGUCGCAUUUUCGCGCUGUGCAUCGAGGUUCCUACUUUACUACAAUGCGCACCACUGAUGCACGUCAGCUGCUGCCAGAUGCCUGGGGCUUCAUCUGUCCAGUCCACACGCCAGACGGCACGCCCUGCGGUCUAUUGAAUCACUUGUCAUUGAUGUGUGAGAUAUCGCCGAGACCAGAUCCAUCCGAAGUGCAGAUGAUUCCCCAAAAACUAGUUGAUAUGGGGAUGCUGCCGAUUUCAGCUCGCACAGAUCCUGAAGCUAAGCUCUAUGUCGUAUUCCUAGAUGGCAAGCAUCUAGGUCACAUAAUGCAGACUGAUGCGCAUAAAAUAGUCGAGUAUUUGCGUUUUGCAAAGAUCACGGGGAAAAUGCCAAAAAUGAUGGAAAUCGCAUUUAUACCUUAUCGAAAAAAUGGACAAUUUCCUGGACUCUUUCUCUACACUGGCCCGGCACGCAUGAUGCGUCCGGUUUGGAAUUUAAAGUGGAAUAAAAUAGAAUAUAUUGGCACACUGGAGCAAGUGUAUAUGGAAAUAGCUAUUGAUAAGAAGGAGGUAUAUCCCGAUUUCACAACACACUUGGAAUUGGCAAAAACGAGCUUUAUGAGCAAUUUGGCAAAUCUAAUACCAAUGCCGGAUUACAAUCAAUCGCCUAGAAACAUGUACCAGUGCCAGAUGGGUAAACAAACGAUGGGCACGCCGUGUCUGAACUGGCCCAAGCAGGCUGCCAAUAAGUUGUAUCGUCUGCAGACGCCAGGCACACCCCUCUUCCGACCCGUACAUUAUGAUAACAUAGGUCUAGAUGACUUUGCUAUGGGUACCAAUGCCAUUGUGGCUGUCAUCUCAUAUACGGGCUACGAUAUGGAGGAUGCCAUGAUUAUUAACAAGGCGGCCUAUGAACGUGGCUUUGCCUAUGGCAGUAUUUACAAAUCGAAAUUCAUCGAACUAGACAAAAAUAGCUAUUUUGCCCGUAGUCCACAUAUGCCAGAACUGGUGAAGCACCUCGACACUGAUGGAUUGCCGCAUCCGGGUACAAAACUAUCCCAUGGGUCUCCGCUCUACAGCUACUUUGACGGCGAGGUCUCCACCUACAAAGUUGCAAAACUGGACGAAGCGGAGGACUGCAUGGUGGACAGCGUGAGGCAGUUGGGCAGUUUUGAGCUAACGCCCAAGCGAAAUGUAUGCAUAACAUUGCGGGUGCCACGCCCUGCCACUAUUGGUGACAAGUUUGCCUCGCGUGCCGGCCAAAAGGGCAUAUGUUCGCAAAAGUAUCCUGCGGAAGAUUUGCCAUUCACCGAAAGCGGUCUUAUACCCGACAUUGUCUUCAAUCCUCACGGUUUCCCCUCUCGCAUGACAAUUGCCAUGAUGAUCGAGACCAUGGCUGGUAAAAGUGCAGCAGUACAUGGCACUGUUUACGACGCCACGCCCUUCCGUUUUUCGGAAAAGAACACGGCGAUUAAUUACUUUGGUAAAAUGCUCGAGGCGGGUGGCUACAACUAUUAUGGCACCGAGCGCCUUUAUUCGGGCAUUGACGGACGCGAAAUGAAGGCGGACAUUUUCUUUGGUGUGGUCCAUUACCAGCGCCUGCGUCACAUGGUAUUCGAUAAGUGGCAGGUGCGUUCCACGGGCGCAGUGGAGUCACGCACACACCAACCCAUAAAGGGUCGCAAGCGCGGUGGCGGCGUGCGUUUCGGUGAAAUGGAGCGUGACGCCCUCAUAUCCCAUGGGGCCUCAUUUCUGCUUCAGGAUCGACUCUUUCACAACUCGGACAAAACGCACACGCUUGUGUGCCACAAGUGUGGCAGCAUCUUGUCGCCCAUGCAACAGAUUGUCAAGCGCAACGAGACGGGGGGACUGUCCUCGACGGCGGAAACGUGCCGACUGUGUGGCGACAGCGGUGCUGUAAGCCUGAUUGAGAUUCCUUUCAGUUACAAGUUUUUGGUUACCGAGCUAAGUUCGGUGAACAUAAACGCUAGAUUUAAGCUUACUGAAAUAUAAUGUUGACAAUUUUAUACCCCUUACCUAAAAGAAAUGGGUAUUUUGUUUUUAGCAAUAAAGUUUGUAUUCUAAGUAAGAAAGCGUCCUCAAUUGAAAACGUAUUAAGCUAAAACUGCUUAAUAGCAUCUUCUAUAUGUAGCUAUAU